AUGUCAUUGUUAACUAAUUUUCCACAUAACAAGAAGAGGACGUUGUACGUUGGUGGAUUUGGUGAGGAGGUUAAUGAAAAAAUAUUACAAGCGGGAUUUUUACCUUUUGGCGAUAUUGUUAGCAUAUCGAUUCCUCUGGAUUAUGAAACCGGCAAACAUCGGGGAUUUGGAUUUGUUGAGUAUGAGCUUGCUGAAGAUGCUGCUGCUGCAAUUGAUAAUAUGAAUGAUUCCGAAUUAUUUGGACGAACGAUCCGUUGUAAUUUUGCUCGACCACCAAAAACGAAUGAACGAAGUCAACGGCCAGUGUGGGCCGAUGAUGAAUGGCUUAAAACUGCAAUUUCAUCAAAAAAUUAUGAAAUGUGUUUUUAUGGUACUGGAGAAAGUACAUCUUUCGAAAAUAAUGAAGGUGAUAGGACUACCUCAGGUGAAUCAGACAUUGGUCCAGUAAAACCGAUGCUUCCACGUGUGUACUUAGGGAUUAGAAUAGGGAUCAGAUAUAUUGGAAGAAUUGUGAUUGAACUACGAUCUGAUGUGGUUCCAAAAACAGCGGAGAAUUUUCGACAACUGUGUACAGGAGAAAAUGGUUUUGGUUAUGAAGGGUCACAUUUUCAUCGAAUAAUCCCACGUUUCAUGAUACAAGGUGGGGAUUUCACAAAAGGAGACGGGACCGGUGGCAAAUCAAUAUAUGGUUCAAAAUUUUCAGAUGAAAAUUUCAAGCUCAAACACACAAUGCCUGGUAUUGUUUCAAUGGCGAACUGUGGACCAGAUACAAAUGGUUCUCAAUUUUUUAUUUGUACAGAAAAAGCAGAAUGGCUUGACAAUAAACACGUUGUCUUUGGACAUGUACUGGAAGGGAUGAAUAUUGUUAGACAAGUUGAACAGCAAGGCAGUAAAAGUGGGAAGCCAAUGAUGCAGGUGGAAAGCGGGAUGUCACGUUCACGGGAUAAAACAGGUGGUAAUACGGAGCCUAUGCCUUUCGUAAGAAAGUUUGGUGCAGCUGCUGUUGCAGCGGCUGCAGCUGGGGAAUCAACUAUAGUUCCAAAUACAGAGGGAAGCAAUGGUAAAAAUUCAGAGUCGUAUGUUCCAAAAGUUUCAGGAUAUACGUCACCAAAGCUUCGUACUUCACGUUCUCGGUCUCGUUCUCGUCACAAGCGAAGGCGAUCACGUUCACGAGAUCGAACUAAACGUCGUUCUAGUUCUUGCAGUCGACGUCAUUCUCGGAAAUCCAGCCACAGCAGACAGAGCAAUAGUCUUAGCAGGAAAAGUCGUAGUCAUCGACGAAGUGUCAGUAGAAAUCGCACGAAAUCGCCAUCUCGAAGACCUGAAGAACCAAAUGAUGUGUUGGAAAAUCAAGUUGUUGGUGCUACUGUCUCGGCAAAAUUAAAAGUUGCACAGGGUGUGCUUCCAAUUUUGGCUCGUCCUGAAGUUGUAGACAAAUUGAAAACUGAAGACAGCGCAGAAAAUAUUGAGGAUGAUAAUAGUCAGCCUGAAAAAAAGUCUCGAAAGUCACGUUGGAGUACGAAUAAAUCUUUUGUACCGGGCAUGCCAACGAUACUACCUUCAAAUCUUAGCGAUGAUCAGCGUCAGGCAUAUUUGCUUCAGCUGGAAGUGGAAGAUGCAACGCGAAAGUUACGUCUUGGCGAUUUUAUGGGCAAUCCGGAUCCAGCCUUAAGAAGCCCUUCACCAGAACCAAUUUAUGAUGCUAGUGGCAAACGAUUAAAUACUCGCGAAAUAAGGAAAAGGCAGGAGUUAGAGCAAUUGCGGCAUGAAAAAAUUCAGGCACUGUUGAAAUUAAACCCAAACUUUAAGCCCCCAGCAGAUUAUAGAGCACCUACUAUACGGUUGCACGAUAAAGUGUGGAUACCACAAGAAAAUCAUCCUGAAAUCAAUUUUGUAGGAUUACUGAUAGGUCCGCGUGGAAAUACUUUAAAAGCCUUAGAAGCGGAGACAGGUGCUAAAAUAAUCAUUCGCGGAAAAGGUUCUGUAAAAGAAGGCAAACUUGGACGUCGUGAGGGACCAAUGCCUGGUGAAAAUGAACCUCUUCAUGCUUAUGUUACAGGCACUGAUUAUGCAGUUAUAAAGAAAGCAUGUGAGAAAAUAACAUCUAUCAUAAAUGAAGCCUUAAUGAUACCAGAUGGUCAGAAUGAGUUACGAAAACUACAGUUGAGAGAGCUUGCACUAUUAAAUGGUACAUUACGCCCCGAAGAUCUGGCGAGCGGUGCUCGAUGUAGCAAUUGUGGCUCAGAUGAGCAUAAAACAUGGGAAUGUCCCGAUGCUCCAAAUGUUACUGCAAACAUUAUCUGUACUCUAUGUGGUGGUGCGGGACAUAUUGCUAAGGACUGUAAGAAACCACGACCAGGAGGAGCAUUUGCUGAAGAAGAUAGCGGUAUGGAUGAUGAGUAUUCCGCUUUAAUGGCAGAAUUAGGAGAAAAGCCAUCAACGCAGUCAUUUAAUGCUGCAGGAAAACCAGGUGCUGGAAGCAGUACUGGUAUUGGCGUUUUCAACAAAGUUUGUUUUUGCAAAGACCAUCAUAGAUGCUAUUUAUUUGUUAUGUUCAUCUGUUGUCCAUUGCAGCCAAAGAAUUAUAUGUUACCCACUGGCACGCCAAUUGUUCGAAUCAAUUUAGCCAAACCAGAAGGUGUGGAAAAAUAUAAUACGAAAGGUGGAGUUCCACAUGCUGGUAGCAGUUUACCUGGACCAACUGAAGGUAUUCAUUUCUUCAAUUCGCCACGACCGCGACCAUCUUACAUACCUAGCGCUGCUGCUUGGGGCUCACCCAUUGGUCGUGGAUGGGGGGGUGUACCACCACCAAGCCGAUAUCCAAUGCCUGUACCACCGCCGCCACCACCUAUGUCACUUGGACUUGGCUUUAUGCCUCCUCCACCACCGCCACCUGCACCAGUGCGGAAAAUGGAUUUAUCAAGCUUAUUAGCACCACCUGCUCCACCUCCUCCUCCACCAUCUUAG
Molecule: messenger RNA, 2967 nt
Organism: Thelazia callipaeda (thelaziosis nematode)
Lineage: Eukaryota; Metazoa; Nematoda; Chromadorea; Rhabditida; Thelaziidae
Source: the annotation of a GenBank genome assembly